GUGAACAGGCAUAACGAUAUGCUGCUGAUGGUUUUCGCGAGAAACUAAGCGCGCAGGCGUGUUGCGGUGUGGGUGGAUUUAGGGGCUCGCGUGAACAGGGCGGCGUUUCUAUGGUGAGGAGGUCUUUAAUACGCCACAUGGACCCGGACACAUCUCACCUUCUGCGUCUGCUUUUAUCGCACUUUUCGGAUGAUAUAUUGCAACAGCCAGCUACAUCUCUCACGUAUCGGUCGUAGUCGUGUUUUUUAGUUGUGUUUAUAAAUGUAAGGCCUCUCGGCGCGUAUCAAGGGUCUCUUUGAAGCUUUUAUGUAAUGAUCCGCUCUGGCAAGGAAUAUUCUGGACCCUUGUCUUAGCUGAGAACCGGUUUCCAGUCAAGACGUCACGUUUGGAAAUGCGUCUUCCUUCUAGGAUAGAUACAACUUGACCAUCUGUGAAUAAUACAUUGCAUCAUAUAGCCUCUAGAUCUCUCCCACAGGUGUCUUUCACAUAAAAGAUGCGGAUCUGAUUAAACAGCUGAGGCUGCCCACCUCUUCGGUCAUUUCAUCAUUCGUUCACCGAAGACCGAUUUGACGUUAAUGUUUCGCCAGGAGGUCGGUGUCCUGUCUUUUAUUCCGUCUUGUUCGUACCUUUUCCAAUACGAGCAGAGGAACAUGUCUCGGUAUAAUAUCUACAGUCUGCUGGACUGGAUGUAUGGAGGGGUGGACCCCAUGUUUGAGGGCAAUGGAGGCCCUGAGUGUGCAGCCUUCCUCUCUCCCCGACAGAGAAUAUUUGAGACUCUGAUCAUUGUGUUCAUUUCUAUCCUGGAAGUGGUGGUGGCCAUCAAAAAGUUAAAUGUCCCUAAAGAGGUUCGAGAUGUGGGGAAAGAUGGCAGGAGGAGUAAAGAAGACACCUGGGGCAAGAACCUGUUGCUUGUGGCUCUGUGCAUGACUUUUGGAGUUGAGGUUGGGUUUAAGUUUGCCACAAAGACUGUCAUCUACCUCCUCAAUCCAUGUCAUUUGGUCACAAUGGUGCAAAUCUUCCUGCUUGCAUGUCCCCCUUGUAAAACGGCCAUGGUUAUCUUUAGGUUUCAGGUCCAUAUGCUGAAUGGAGCCCUUCUAGCUCUUCUCUUCCCAGUAGUCAACACUCGACUGCUUCCAUUUGAGAAGGAGAUCUAUUAUAUUCAGCACUCCAUGCUGUAUCUUGUGCCAGUCUACCUCUUCAGAAAAGGAGGUGUGUAUAAGCCAGAGCCGCUCAGAGACAUGUGGUGGGCGCUGCUGUCCACGGGCAUCCUCUUCCUCUACCACUUUGUGUUCCUCCAGGGCCUCGGAAUGUUGACAGAAGUGAAUCUGAAUAACAUGCUGUGUCCUGCUGUCUCUGACCCCUUCUAUGGACCAUGGUACCGAGUAUGGGCGACGGGCCACCAGACUGCCCUGACAUUACUGCACGGCAAGGCUCUGACCAUCCUCUCACAGCACACCGCUCCCACGUGCCGCUAUUUACUGGAUAUAGCACGUCUACGCAACAAGAAGUUGGACUAGUGUUUUUAUCAGCAGUCUUACAUGGACAAAACUUCAACUGGAACUUGUCCAGCAUCCUAGACAAAAGUGUAGUACAUAGAGAUAUACAACUUUAGCACUUUUUUUCUGUUUGUUGUUUGGUCCAAACCUGGUUUCUCAAAGCUGGAUCAUUAGAUCGAAAGACUGUUUUAACACCAUAGGAGCCGGACUCGAGCAACAUUAACCUUGCCUUGUUUUUUUUUAGUGUUUGGCAAAAUGAACACUCGCUGAACUCAGAACACACGUAACCUUUCUUCUCAAGUUGCCUUCUUUAGUUACACUCAACAGGGGGUCUUGUACUCGUUUGCCGAAUAGCUGAUGUCCGGUUAUAAACGCUGCAUUUCCUUGCUCGCUGGUGAGGCGGUUUUAAGAGACUGUCACAAAAUGACAUUUUGUUAGUGUUGUGGAAAGUGUAAAUGUAGUGGUACUGUAUGUCUAGGAGAUUUUCCAGUGUUUCCAGCCCAUGGCAGUCUCUUUUGUAUGUAAAUAGAACUAAACUAAUAGAACUAUUUUCUGUUGGCUUAAAAGUGUCCGUUUGAUUCCAUUUGCUAUUUGAUCAAGUACACACUCUACUGAUGAUAUUAUCUAAGGCAGUGGUUCCCAACCCUGGUCCUGGAGGCACCCCAACACUGCACGUUUUGCAUGUCUCCUUAA
Messenger RNA from Sinocyclocheilus anshuiensis, 2189 nucleotides. Its product is annotated as transmembrane protein 164-like. The coding region runs from base 576 to 1517 and encodes 313 amino acids. NCBI's taxonomy places the organism in Eukaryota, Metazoa, Chordata, Actinopteri, Cypriniformes, Cyprinidae. The transcript has 6 exons. The record is from RefSeq and is a predicted model, not a curated record.